AUGGCGCCGCCGGCGCUGAUCCACAUGCGUCUUGAGGUACUCGUACAGCGGGAACUGGAUCACCGUGAACGGGAUCUCGCGCAUGAUCGUGGUGCCCCACCCGCGGUAGAGGCCGUUCAGGACGCCCUCGCCAGAAACGUUGCCGAGGAUGUGGCGCAGUGCCUGUGUAGAGGUGCGGAACUGCAUCGACUGGGUCCGCUGCUUGAUCACCUCGGCGGGGACUCUCACCAUGCAGGCGGCGACCUCGCCGCACGACGCGGCGGCCAUGUGCGACACCGCGGGCGGCGUGCCGCCGUUUAUGAGGCUGCGCUUGAGAGCGUCGUAGGUGACGAAAAACAGCGACGCGGAAGGAGCAGAGGCCACGACGGCCGACCCGAGCCCCCGGUACAGGCCCCGGAACCCGCCGUUCUUGAGGAAGCCUCCGUGCGCCUGGACGCGCGUCUUGAUGGUGUCGAUCGGGAAAAACGCCAGGUCGGUGGCCGUUCCCGCAGCCCCGCCGCUGACCAGCGAGAUGGUAAACUCGUUCAUUGA
This is a messenger RNA of Ogataea haglerorum, 531 nucleotides long. RefSeq lists its product as uncharacterized. The record is from RefSeq and is a predicted model, not a curated record. The transcript is spliced from 2 exons. Lineage: Eukaryota; Fungi; Ascomycota; Pichiomycetes; Pichiales; Pichiaceae. The coding region runs from base 1 to 531 and encodes 176 amino acids.